Molecule: messenger RNA, 3524 nt
Organism: Myxocyprinus asiaticus (Chinese sucker)
Lineage: Eukaryota; Metazoa; Chordata; Actinopteri; Cypriniformes; Catostomidae
Gene: tbx4
Product: T-box transcription factor 4
Exons: 9
Coding region: 418-2046 (542 amino acids)
Biological process (GO): angiogenesis; regulation of transcription by RNA polymerase II; cell fate specification
Cellular component (GO): nucleus
Molecular function (GO): DNA-binding transcription factor activity, RNA polymerase II-specific; RNA polymerase II cis-regulatory region sequence-specific DNA binding
Source: RefSeq, a predicted model, not a curated record
ACUCGCUCAUGAGACAACCAUUCGUUUGGAGUCGUGUGUCUGACUGAACUCUGUGCAUCGGGUUGUUCGGGUUUGGUGUUAUUGAGAGCAACGUCAGCGAUGAGGCACUGGGGGAAGGAGGGAAGGAGUGAGUAAGCCAAGUUAUUCACCCUGGUGUUUUAACAAAUCAAGCUGUUGUGCGGAUACUCCGUGUUUCCGAGAAAACAUCCCGAACCGAGUUCCCCCAUUCACCUCUGAGACGAAUCCUCUCCAGUAUUACGAGGCUACCAGCGUUAUUUCAACAGAAGCAGACCCUGGGGAAGAGUUGCUCAUUAUCAGAUACAGGGGAUGCUGAGCAGUUACACUCGCAUGCAGUGGACAGAAAAUUGCGGUUUGGAAUGAUAUGGAGGAUUUCAGAACAUAAUAUUUUUAUGAGAAAUGCUACAGGAAAAGGCCUUAACUGUGGCGGAUGAAGGCAUGACCGUGGCCCAGUCCGGUGGGCAUCCUGAGCUUGCCAGUGAUUCCUCGCAUCUGGGCCUGCCUAGAGCUCCCAUCAUUCCCCAUAACACUGAGCCUGACCAGAACAUUGAAAACAUCAAAGUGGUUCUUCAUGACAGGGAACUAUGGAAGAAGUUCCACGAGGCCGGAACCGAGAUGAUCAUCACCAAAGCAGGCAGACGGAUGUUCCCCAGCUACAAAGUUAAAGUCACAGGGAUGAAUCCCAAGACCAAAUACAUCCUUUUAACUGACAUUGUCCCAGCUGAUGACCAUCGGUACAAGUUCUGUGACAACAAGUGGAUGGUGGCAGGAAAAGCAGAGCCUGCCAUGCCUGGAAGACUCUAUGUUCACCCAGACUCUCCCGCAACAGGGGCCCACUGGAUGAGACAGCUGGUCUCAUUUCAAAAGCUGAAGCUCACUAACAACCACCUUGAUCCUUUUGGGCAUAUCAUCUUAAACUCAAUGCACAAAUACCAGCCCAGGUUACACAUAGUGAAAGCUGAUGAAAACAAUGCCUUUGGCUCUAAGAACACAGCCUACUGCACUCAUGUCUUCCAUGAGACAGCUUUCAUCUCUGUUACAUCCUAUCAGAACCAUAAGAUCACCCAGUUAAAAAUUGAGAACAAUCCUUUUGCCAAAGGUUUCCGUGGCAGCGAUGAGGGUGAUUUGCGUGUGUCCAGACUUCAAGGGAAAGAUUACCCUAUGAUUUCUAAGAACAUGGUUCGACAGCGGCUUAUCUCAUCACACGGCCAUCUGUCCGGAAAACUGGGCACAGGUGUGCUGAGUAGCCACCCACAGGUGGUUUCUCACUACCCAUAUGACAGUGGUGUCCCCCUGCCAGACUCUGAUUCCCAGGAAGCUCUUUCCAAUUCAUUACAUUCUAGUAGAGAAUCCAGCCUCAUUUACCACUGUUUCAAGCACAGAGAUAACACAAGACACUUGGAGCUAGGAUGUAAACGUCCCUAUUUGGACACAACAGCCUCUGCAGUUCCAGAGGAGCAUUAUUUCCGCUCUCCUCCAUCCUACGAGCCACCCCUUCUGUCCCAUCCAUACUGCAGUGAGGCUUUGGGUUCUAGAGAGACAUGCAUGUAUGGAGGAAUGGAGGGAGAGGCAGGGGGCACAGUGGGUACAGAUGACCUACCAGCCCCCUCACUGAACUGCAAUAUGUGGGCAUCAGUGCAACCAUACCCACGCUAUGGCAUGCAGACUAUGGAGGCAACACCGUACCAACCCUUCACAGCCCACUUGAAUAGCACAGCCACUGCUGCCUCUGUGGUUCCUCACAACUCUCCGUCCAUGCAGCGUUCACAUCCGGCACAUCCUGACCUAGUCACUUUCACCCCACAGCGGGCACUGCCACCCACAUCAUCAUCAUCCUCCCCCUCCGGCCCCACCUCCCGUGAUAGAGCUGUACAUUUCUCCCCGUUUCAUAGGAAACCUGGGUCACCAUUGUGUUCACAAAGGGACUUCAUAGCCUAUACAACCAAUAGCCCUACUUCAACACGAGAACCAACCUAUCAGUACCAAAUGGGCCUGAGCUGUGUUGGGCCUCAUUGGACUAACAGCUAAGGAGUAACCCACAUCAUCAUUUAACCCACAGCCUACUACAAUGAUAAUCCUCUCCCUUUCUAAACAACAACUGAAUGAGAUUAUUUUCCAUGCAGACAUGAUGAUACAUUGUAAAACAAAAGCCAUAAAUCUAUUUAGCCUUGUAGUAUAGGACGGCCACAAUGUGUGGCACUGUGUAUUUAUUUGAAUUUGAGAUAGUUGCAGUUGAAUGUGCAGGCAAUGAGGUUAAGCACAAACAGAUCACCUAAUGACCUAUGUUGACAUUAAGAUACAUGAAACUUUUCAGUGCCAGCUUUAUGUAUUAAGCACAUAAUGUGUGUGUGCCAGUUGAAAUUAUGCUAAUCAUGGGACAUUAAGGCCAUGUCUACACUAACUUGUUCAAUUUUGAAAAUGCAUAGAUUUUACUAUGUUUACACCUCUCAUCCACACUAUAGGAUGGCAUUUUCCUCCACUGAAAAAUUGAGACUUUCAAAAAUGCUCUCCUCAACCACAUGCUGUACUUAAAAACAAUGACAUUAGACAACUGAAAACAGAUUAGUGUGGAUGUGCCCUUAGUGUAUUGGAUACAUAAUUGAAAAAAUCAUGUCAGUGUCAGAUUAUAGUGGGAAGUUUAGUUUUUAGUUAACCUUAACAACCUUACCGAGGCUUCCUUCUACCUCCUGACAUGUUAAGAGUGUGUAAAACCUGUGCCAAGCCAAAAGAUUGGUUGGAGGAGUUAUUUUGCAGGGUGUUCACAGAAUCCAUACUAUUUCCUAUUAGAGAAAGGUAUUUUCCAUUUUAAGUAUUGCUAAUGUAAUGAAUAUAUCUUUGCAAUCACAUCUCUGAAGCGAUUAUGUAUUAAAAUAUCUGACCCUCUGCCAAAUAAUAAUAAAAAAUAAAUAUGCACAUAUGAAAACUAAAGCACUUUUUUAAUCCCUCUGGAUAAGAGUAUUUAAAUGCAGAUGUAUGAUUGAACAAUUUAUGAAACAAAUUGAAGCAAAAAAAGUGAGUUAAUUUGUAUAAAGAUGUGCAGGUUUCUAGGAGCAAAAGGUAAAACAUAGUGCCUUAUUAGACAUAUUUAUUACUUUUGAUCAAAAUAAAAAGGACAUAAAAUGUUGAUUCCUCUGAAUACGUCCCAGGGUAUUGAUUCUGAAGUAGAACUGGACUGCUGAUAUGGAAACAACCACAUCUAAGUGGAGGGAAGAGAAUGAGAAAAUCAGAGAUUCUGGCUCUUUGAAAUGCUCCAGAAACAUUUUAAUUUACACAAGUAAAACAUAGUACAAGAAAGUAUCCUGCAAAGUACCAAUAGAGUCAUAGGACACAUGCGCAUAAAGUAAAUAUCCAUUGCAUUAUACAUAACUUAAAUGUCAUGCAGUUGUUUUUGAGCUAGUUGAAGUACAGGAAGUGUCAUGUGGUACUUUAAUAUGCUUUUAAAACUGAAACGCUCUCCCUUACUAAAUCCCAUCUGAUAAAUCGAGGAUCACUUAAAAAAAACCCUC